UGUGUGUGUCUAUAUAUAUAUAUAUAUGCAUGUUUGUAUUGUUGGGUCAUCUCACUGAUCAUCGCCAUUAUUGCAAAGAACACAAAGAUGAGCAGUCUCUAUCUUCUGUUCCUUCUCGUGGUGCUCUCUCUCUGCAUUUCUCGUCGUCUUCUCCCCAAGCUCAAUCUCUUCGCUAUUUCCAUGAAGUGGAUUUGGGAUUUCCUGUUUCCGAAUCGCCGGACAACCAACACUUUAUUGCCAGAAAACGGCGGCGGCGAGGUCAGCAUCAAGCGCUACGAGGCCGGAGAAGCCGCGGAAUGCCCGGUUUGCCUCUGCAAGAUCGACGCCGGAGAAGAGAUCAGAGAGUUGAGGUGCGCCCAUCUCUUCCACAGGGACUGCUUGGACAGAUGGGUCGGCUACAAGCACCGGACAUGUCCGCUCUGCCGCGGCUGUCUGGCGCCGGGGAGGCGCGCAACCGAGCUCGGAGAGGAAGUCUUGUCUUUCAAGUUCUGCGACUUCGGUUCAAGUUCCGGCCGGAGUUCAUGGUGGCUCCGGUGAGUAGUGGCCGGAGUUCUACGCCGCGCGUCGGAGGCCGUUAUAUGAUGUAAUAAUAAGAUUAAAAUUUGAUAUAUUAAAUUAUUAAUUAAUGUUAUCAUUUUCUCUUCAUACAUGCAUGUUAUAAUAAUAUUAUUCAAACUAAACAAAACAAAAAACAAACUAUGUGUAAUAAUAUAUAAGAAUUAGGGAAAGUCUUCUAUGUAGUAGCUUCAUGCAACAUAAACUCUCAAUGGCGUUAUCAAUCUCCCUA
Messenger RNA from Diospyros lotus (date-plum), 787 nucleotides. RefSeq lists its product as uncharacterized. The transcript has a single exon. Gene Ontology annotation, molecular function: zinc ion binding; ubiquitin protein ligase activity. The coding region runs from base 88 to 537 and encodes 149 amino acids. NCBI's taxonomy places the organism in Eukaryota, Viridiplantae, Streptophyta, Magnoliopsida, Ericales, Ebenaceae. The record is from RefSeq and is a predicted model, not a curated record. Gene Ontology annotation, biological process: protein ubiquitination.